GAUCCUUUCGGAGGAGCUCCCCAUUCAUUUCAGGCUUUUCGGAGCUGUUUCGCAGCGUGGAACAGUUCCCGAUGACGCUCUUGUUAUUGUGCAAAUCGGAGACGCCAUAACGCCUCCAACAUGACACAUUUCAAGCGGAGCUUUAAAAUUAGCUGACGGUGUGGGCAAUGUCAAAUCCAGCGACCACCUUCAGCCCCCCCCCCGUAGCGCUUCCAGGGACCUAAAUUUACCGAACCCUACAUUGAUUUUCACUGCGGAGAGAUCGUCGUCGCUUUUUCGCAGACCCGUUUCUGUCAUAGCUGGGGCUUUUGCAGUAGCAUGCAACUUUUUCCUGCCUUCGCAAUCAUCGAAAUUGUGCGUAUUGGAGUUCCAUCUCAAUUAGGUGGAAUGUUCUCGAGGAAUACUCUUCAAUCUUCACGAGGCUAAUUCAUCGUGAAGGCUCGCGUGUCUACCCGUGGUUCAUCGACAGGCCUGAGUACUUGGAGCCAUUGUGGCGUAGUAUUCCGCUUCGGAGCCCGGAGUGGCUUGCAAGCAUCUGCUUGCGAUUUUCUGAUGUUCUGAUGUUGAAUUUUGCGAACUUCUCUCUCGUGGGCUUUGUGGUUACAAUGCUCAAUUUUCUCUUUGGGUGAGUUAAAGUAGUUGCGACUCUGCUAUGUUCAGUCGGAGGCUGUCCGUCUUUGCCGCUGCAUUUCCCUCAUUGGUUGGUGGUUAUGGGUUUUCUUAGAGAGGUUUCGUGGUGGACUUGGUUUGAUUUAUGCAGGGGAGUUGAAACUUUGGUCGGUGGUGUGAGUACACGUAUUGGUUAUGAAACUAGAGGGCUUCGAGAGAUUGCGAGAUAUUACAAAUGAGAGAGUCUGCGUGAUCGUCUUCUGCAGCCUAGAAGGAGAAUCGACGCCUAGCUCUAGAUUUUCUGUUUCCCUUUUUUUGCGAGGAAUUUGAUAAUGGCUGAGUAAUUGACGUAGCAAUUAUCAUUGCGAAACUCGCUACUUACUUUCUUAACAUUCUGUUGUAUAUUUUGUGGUUGUUGUAUUUCUGGUGAGAUAAUACGAAAUGAAACAGAGAUUAGAGGGUGUUUCCGAAGGUUUUGAUUUGCUGAACCUACAGAUGCGAAAAGGAGACUAUAAUCAUGAAGAAGAAAGUUGUCGUCGUCGGUGGCGGAGUAGGCGGCUCGGCAGUCGCAAAGAAACUCGAACAGGAAAGAGUACUUCGAGGUCCCUUACGCGCAAAUGCGAUGCAUUGUGGAACCUUCCUUUGCGAAGCGCUCGAUUAUAAAGCACUCGGAGUAUUUGAAGACAGCGCGAGUUGUGCAGAGCGCAGCCAGAGGAAUAUCAGGGUCCGAGGUCAUCACGGCUUCAGGCGACCACGUUGAAUUCGAUUACCUUGUCAUUACCACGGGCACGACAUACUCCGGCCCAAGCACUCGAGCAGAACUCAUCAAGCUGUACGAAGAUGAGAACACGAAGCUUUUGGCAGCCAAUUCCGUGCUCGUAAUUGGAGGUGGUCCUGUGGGUGUUGAGCUUGUUGCAGAGAUUUUGGUGGACUUUCCAGACAAGAAGGUGACAUUGGUACACUCUGGUGACCGUCUUCUCCAGUUCCUUGGCCCGAAAGCUUCACAGAAAACUCUAAACUGGUUGCGUUCUAAGAACGUUGAAGUGAGUUUGAAUGAUAGAGUGGAAAUUCAAGGCAUGCCUGGCCCUCAAUAUGUUACAAAGAAUGGCGCGCAUAUCCUGGCUGAGUAUCUAAAAAUCUGCGUUGGAAAGCAUGUUGGAUCGUCGUGGUUGAGAGAUUCAGAUCUCAGACAACUGAUUGACAGUGACGGUCGCUUGAAAGUGGACAGACACUUGCGUUUGGAAGGGAAGUCUAACAUUUUUGCUGUGGGUGACAUUGUCAACACGAAGGAGAUUAAGCAAGGGUUUCUGGCGAACAAACAAGCAGGUGUAGUUGCAGACAACAUUAAGAGACUUAUCCAAGCCCCGACACAGCCUAAACUGGCAGAAUAUGAGCCUCUGUCAACACCCUUCGGAAUUGUUUCGUUGGGACGAUAUGAAGGUGUCGCACAGUUGCCUAUCGUCCCACAAUUGCCUAUCCUCGGACGCUUGCCUGGUAUGCUCAAAAGCAAGGACCUUUUCGUAACAAAAACUCGGGCAGAACUUGGCGUGUCUGGAUGAUGAAACUUGUACUCCACUCUUCUCCUGCUGUAUAUGACCAUAUGUGUUCAAUAGAAUAGGCAAUCAUGGACAUAAUUAACUGGUGGAGUGUACAGUUGAUUCUUUGUCUCCGAGCCCAAUUCAAUGCAUCUCAGUGUGCAUCCAGUCCUCCAAAGCAGUCAAAUUGUAUAUCCAUGCUGCAAUGCCCAAAGCUGAUUCCUAAUCAAGAAUACGAACAAUGUGAAUGUAUUGUAAAAUAACUUCCUAGAAAUAUACUCUUCAUCGAAUAUUCUUUUGCUGAA
This is a messenger RNA of Physcomitrium patens, 2449 nucleotides long. The record is from RefSeq and is a predicted model, not a curated record. Lineage: Eukaryota; Viridiplantae; Streptophyta; Bryopsida; Funariales; Funariaceae.